AUGGGACAGACACUGUCGCAGCCCAUAGUCAAGAAGGAGUCGGACGAAGGCGAGGAUGAGUGCGUCGUGUAUGGACUGUCAGCGAUGCAGGGAUGGAGAAUCACCAUGGAAGACGCACACGCUGCCGUUCUAGAUAUCCAAGCCAAAUACCUCGACAAGAGCCAUGGCCCGACCAGUGCUGAUAAGCGUUUAUCGUUCUUCGGCGUCUAUGACGGCCAUGGUGGGGAGCAGAUGGCACUAUACGCAGGGGAGCAGGUCCACAAGAUCGUUGCCAAGCAGGAGUCGUUUGCAAAGGGAGAUAUCGAGCAGGCGUUAAGAGACGGCUUCCUGGCUACCGACCGUGCUAUCCUCGAGGACCCGCAAUACGAGAACGAAAUCUCUGGCUGCACAGCUUCCGUCGCCAUAGUCUCAAGAGAUAAGAUUAUAGUGGCCAAUGCUGGAGACUCCAGAUCUGUUCUCGGUGUCAAAGGCCGAGCAAAGCCCUUGUCCUUUGAUCAUAAACCACAGAAUGAAGGCGAGAAGGCACGAAUAAGCGCCGCUGGCGGCUUCGUCGACUUCGGCAGAGUCAAUGGCAACUUGGCACUAUCCCGAGCCUUGGGGGACUUUGAAUUCAAACGCGCCGCAGAUUUAACCCCUGAGCAGCAGAUCGUAACUGCCAAUCCCGACGUCACAACCCAUGAAGUUACCGAAGAUGAUGAAUUCUUAGUUAUUGCUUGUGACGGUAUAUGGGACUGUCAGUCUUCGCAGGCUGUAAUAGAAUUUGUUAGGAGGGGUAUCGCGGCGAAGCAGGAGCUACAUCGUAUUUGUGAGAAUAUGAUGGAUAACUGUCUCUCCUCAGACCCGGAAACCGGUGGACUGGGCUGUGACAACAUGACCAUGGUCAUUAUAGGGUUACUACACGGCAAAACCAAAGAGGAGUGGUAUAAUACCAUUGCUGAGAGAGUGGCAAAUGGAGAUGGCCCCUGUGCUCCACCCGAAUAUGCGAGUUUCCGUGGCCCGGGCAUCCGCCGGCAGUUUGACGAGGGACCCGAUGGAUAUGAUUCAACAGGCCCAACAGGUCGGUCGGGACGAAUCAUCCUCCUUGGUGACGGUACCGAAGUGCUUACAGAUAUGGGCGACGAAGACAUGUUCGAUAGUGCCGAUGAAGACAAGGACUUGGAAAGCCAGAUCCGGAGAGAGGUGACGGACGAGUCUGAGGAGUCUGAAAGAAAGGAGCGUGAGGGCACGCCUGGACCGCAAGCGAGCCAACAAUCAACCGCCUCGAACGAAUCGGCAGGACACGAAGGCCUGACUGAAUCGCCUCGUGUCAUAUCUGCCUCACCUCUCCCAACCGCGGACUCUUCGCCAAACACAGCGUCAGAUAACAACAGCAAACCGCAGUCCUCGUAA
This is a messenger RNA of Arthroderma uncinatum, 1389 nucleotides long. Its product is annotated as protein phosphatase 2C Ptc2. Gene Ontology annotation, biological process: protein dephosphorylation. NCBI's taxonomy places the organism in Eukaryota, Fungi, Ascomycota, Eurotiomycetes, Onygenales, Arthrodermataceae. The record is from RefSeq and is a predicted model, not a curated record. Bases 1 to 1389 code for a protein of 462 amino acids. The transcript is spliced from 7 exons. Gene Ontology annotation, molecular function: cation binding; protein serine/threonine phosphatase activity.